GCGCACCACCCCUGCGCACGAACACACCGCACGGACGCCAAGAACGGGAGGCAGAGCAGGCCAGUGGGGGCGCCGGGAGGUGGGGGCGUGCUGCCAGCGACCGAGAGUUGGUGGUGCUGUGCCGGCCGCUGGACACGGACGGGAGGUGGUGCCUUCUAGGAGUGCGCAGCGCCGGCGCCGGCGCAGGACCAGAUCUGCGGCACCGCCGGCGGCAGGCCACCAUCCCCGAGGCUCCGCAUUGGAUCAAUUAGAUGCAGCACAGCUCCAUUUCUAUUAGUUACCGGAAUGAUAGUUUCCUUUGCUACGACGCUGCGCCAAGCUCACAACUGUACCUGAUUCCUCAGCAUGGUGAAUCGAUGGAUCUAACUAUCAACAAGCAACUUGUUCAGUUUCAUCAGUUACGUCCCCCUGUUAUCUUCACCUUCCUUAUUUGUUGUCGCUUCCUGGUGCCGUCUAGCAAGUGUACAAGAUGUAUGUCAUUGCCUGAUGAUCAAUGCAGUGACAUCUCUGUCGCACUCAUCUGCUGAAGUUGCACAGAAGAAAACAAGAGAGAAGCAAGGGCUGCAUUCUGGCAGCUUCCCCUAGUACAUUGGCCUCAAUUCCUCUUUCAGUGUCCACUAUGUCUCGCAACUUGGAGAGCCCAGUGCAAACUCAGAUGGCAGUUUCAGUCUUGGACCGAGCUCUUAGCAGUGAGUACCCUACCAAAAGUGUAAGUGAGUCCAAGGUUGGUGGAUGGAAACGUCUCUUUGUCCAAACUGACACUGGUUGUGUCCUGGCUGUUCAACUGGAUCGCGGUGACAAUGUGCACACAGUCAAGAGAAAGCUGCAGGUAGCCCUCAAUUUUCCGACCGAGGAGAGUUCUCUGACAUUAGGUGAUCGUGUCCUAAAAAAUGAUCUCAGCACCAUCAGAAAUGAUUCCCCAUUGCUUCUCACCAAGACAUUCAUGCAUCGAAGCUCCUCCACACCAUGCAUGUCUCCUACAGGCAAGGAUCUCCAGCAACUAAGAGAUAGGGAUUGUCCAAUUGAACUGUUAGUAUGCCCGAGCCGCUGCUCUCGAACAAGGCAGCUUGUGAAGGAUGUUGCUAGGGCUAUAAGAAAAGGUGUGGAUCCAGUACCUGUCAAUAGCGGGCUUGGUGGUGCCUACUAUUUCAGGAACAGCAAAGGUGAGAAUGCUGCAAUUGUGAAGCCAAAUGACGAGGAGCCAUUUGCACCCAACAACCCAAAAGGUUUUAUAGGAAAAUCUCUUGGGCAGCCAGGCCUCAAAAGAUCAGUUCGAGUUGGUGAGACUGGUUUCAGAGAGGUUGCUGCCUACCUUUUGGACCAUGAUAACUCUGCUAAUGUCCCUCCAACAGUUCUCGUUAAGAUUUCUCAUCCUGUGUUUCAUAUGAAUGAAGGCGUGAACUGUUCUAACAAGAAUGUUGCUGAUGGUGAUACUCAAGUUGUUAGCAAGAUUGCAUCAUUUCAGCAGUAUAUUCCUCAUGAUUUUGAUGCCAGUGAUCAUGGCACUUCAAGCUUUCCCGUUUCCGCUGUCCAUAGGAUUGGUAUUCUUGAUAUCAGGAUCUUCAACACUGAUAGACAUGCUGGAAAUCUUCUGGUAAGGAAGCAGACUGGAGCAGGAACAUUUGGGAAUCAAACUGAGCUUAUUCCUAUUGAUCAUGGUCUCAGCCUUCCGGAGUGUUUGGAGGAUCCUUAUUUUGAAUGGAUCCACUGGCCUCAGGCAUCAGUACCGUUCUCUGAGGAUGAACUCCAGUACAUUGCAAAUCUUGAUCCAGUGAAAGAUGCUGACAUGCUGCGUAUGGAGUUGCCUAUGAUCCGCGAAGCAUGCCUGCGAGUACUAAUACUCUCAACCAUAUUUCUGAAAGAAGCCACGGCAUUUGGUCUGUGCCUUGCAGAGAUUGGGGAGAUGAUGAGCAGGGAACUUACUGGGAUGGAAGAUCUGCCAAGUGAGCUAGAGUUUGUCUGCAUGGAGGCAAGGAGGCUAGCAACAGAACAAGAAGACAGGUCAACAGAACAUGACUCUGGUGAUGAGAAUUUAACUCAAUUUGAACUGGAUGGUGAAGAUCAUGAAAUGCCAAAAGAACCAUCUGCCCAUCAGUUUGAAUUUAAGCGGCGAAACUCCAGAAACCAACUCUCUAAAUUGGAUGAGGCUGAUGAAGAAGAAGAGGAAGAGGAAGAUGACAUUGAGGAGGUAGAAAGCGGUGCAGGAAAGUUAGCAUGCCCUAAGCCUGUCAAUAAAUGGCUUGCUAACAUUUCGAAGCUGUCGACCUCACUAAAGGGUGUCAGUCUAACAGACAAAACCCAGCGUCAACUGUCUGCUGGUCCUAAGAUUGUGAAUUCUGUGAAAACUUCUAAGAGCAGUAGCAAUGACCAUGGCUCUCAACUUUGUAACUGGGGGAGUGCAAAUGAUAUGCUCCCAGCAAGUGUGAGCUUCGUCAAACUGGCUGACAUGGGACCUGAGAUGUGGGGGUCGUUCCUUGAGAAGUUCCAGGAGCUGCUGCCUGAGGCAUUCCACUCACGCAAGAGCAGCGUGACAGCACAAAGGGCAAAGCCGAGGCUUGGCACUUCUUGCCCAGUUUUGAGUUAGCGCAGGAGUAGGGAGGUGAGCACCUGUCCAGCUGCUGCUGUCUGCUGUGGCUUUCUUGUAGGUGUUAAGGUAUCCAGUUCUAGAAUAAAGCCAUCCUUCACUGCAUUGCAAUAGGGUUCGACUGAUUGAGCACCUGAUCCAGAGGUCCAUAUCGUGAUGAUGGUCUUGCUCUGUACAUAGUUUUUUUUUUGUCUUUUCAUUUUCUAGCUAGGUUGCUAGACAUGAGUUGCUUGAAGGAUGUUGGGAUGUGAUGUCAACCCUGUUCUUGGCCACCCAACUCUUCCACUCAUGAUAUGCAUUCAAAUGUUCCAUUCAAAUAAACAUUCAGCAGAAAGUUUCUGAUGUGGUAAUUAAACAUUGUGACAGACCUCAGAUGAAUGUUAAAGCUCAACUUACAAUCA
Panicum virgatum (switchgrass) is the source of this 2985-nucleotide messenger RNA. Its product is annotated as phosphatidylinositol 4-kinase gamma 5-like. The transcript has 3 exons. The record is from RefSeq and is a predicted model, not a curated record. The coding region runs from base 620 to 2584 and encodes 654 amino acids. NCBI's taxonomy places the organism in Eukaryota, Viridiplantae, Streptophyta, Magnoliopsida, Poales, Poaceae.